Molecule: messenger RNA, 1391 nt
Organism: Procambarus clarkii (red swamp crayfish)
Lineage: Eukaryota; Metazoa; Arthropoda; Malacostraca; Decapoda; Cambaridae
Product: soluble scavenger receptor cysteine-rich domain-containing protein SSC5D-like
Source: RefSeq, a predicted model, not a curated record
UGUUCCCCUCUCGAACCUGUGUCAUUCCCACCUUCUACCAGCCCGCUGCCUUCAACUAGCCUGCUGCUCUCUACCGUCAUCUCACCUUCACUAAACUUCAACAUGAGGUACAAAUUCGUGCUGCUGGGUCUUUUGGCCUUCGUAUGUGCCACUUCAGGCUACGUUCUGAAGGACCAGGACGACGCACUUGGCGACACCGACGACCGUCCAGAACGGGUCGUCUUCGAAGACGACGAUGGGGACAGGGCCGAACAGAGCGAAUCGGCUGACAUUGAAUUAGGGAGAAACAACCUCGAAAAGCACGGACACGGUCUCGGACACGGACACGGACACGGACGCGGACACGGACACGGACACGGACACGAAUAUGGUAGCCACAGCGACGAACAGUAUCAUCAUACCCAAACAAGGACGACGGGGACGACUACAACCACUACUACCCCAAUUUCCACCACUACCCCAAUUAUGACCACCACCCCAGUUACCACCACCACCCCAAUUAUGACCACCACCCCAAUUUCCACCACUACCCCAAUUAUGACCACCACCCCAGUUACCACCACCACCCCAAUUAUCACCACCACCCCAAUUUCCACCACUACCACAAUUAUGACCACCACCCCAGUUACCACCACCACCCCAAUUAUCACCACCACCCCAAUUUCCACCACUACCACAAUCAUCACCACCACCCCAGUUACUACCACCACCAUCGCAGACGGAGGAUUAAUUUGGUAUGAUUACUAUGGUAUGUAGUGAUCAAUCAACAUUAGUUUGGGUUUUGACUCUGAAAAUUCACACUGAUGUGUUGCUCAUGAUGUCAAUUUGGACAUUAAGUUGGUAUAUAUUUACUUAUAGAAAAAAAAGUACAGUAGUAUGGGAAAUUAAAUUAUCAGGGAAAAGCACCAAGCCAUUAUGUCUAUAUCGCACAUGGAAGGGGUCAGGAUAAGGAUUUGGGAUGGGAAGGAAUGGUGCCCAACCAUUUGGACGGUCAGGGAUUGAACGCCGACGUGCAUGAAGCGAGACCACCGUUCUACCAUCCAGUCAAGUGGUUGGGAUUUAGUAUGGGGAGUGUUGAAUAUUUUUAUUUGGGAAGCCUUGAGGCCAAUGUUCAUAGAUCUACACCAAUGAACUUAGUUUAUGAACUAGAACAGGUUAAACUAAAGCGAAAUAUGAGGGCUGAAUGUGUUGCAACUACAGGAAACCUUUGUGUUAAGUUACUUAUAUUAUAAGGAUUAGAUUUGUUUAUCAUAUGCAAUUUCAUAAUUACCAUUAUUGCUUUGUUGUGUGCAGAGAUACCUGGGUAAGAUGAAACUUAAGCAAUUGCAUUUCUGUUUUACAUUAUCGUACGGAAUAGUUGUAGUUCACAGGGAGCCGGUCGGCUGAGCGGA